CUUCCAUAUAAAACCUUGUCUCACUAAGGGAGUGAUUACCUCACUACUACCCCUUUUUUUAUUGGCGACAAAAGUUUAUCGAUUGCGCUUCUAGUCAGGAACGGAGGGACCCACUAUUACUUGCUCCGAUUUAGUCUAUCUAAAACCCGAGCUCAAGCCUAGUAAAUUCCCAAUCCGUAAUCAAGAACCGAGCCAUCCCCACGCCGCGGCUCGCGAAAUUACAUAUCAAAGCCGACCCUAGGCCGUAGGAAGAUCAACAAAUUUUUCCCUUUUAUUUGUUGCCAUCGCCCUCGCUUCUGCGGUUCUUCCUAAUUCUUGCGCGUCCAUUCUUUGCAUUCCGAUCGUUUUCAAGAUGGAUGUCGUGCUUGAAAUCGCAGAUACCUUCGCGGGAGACUACCUUUACUCCAAACUGCUUCCAUUACAGCCGGUUACUCCCCACGAUCUCCCAGAUGUCGGUGCCAACUCUACCCAGGCUCUGUCGUCAUGGCAGUUCAAGUCGGCGAACCCUUAUUUUCAAUUCGAACCCAGCCAAUAUGCAUACAUGAGCGCCUGGGAUAGAGAUAACCCGUAUCGCCAAAGUACUUCGCUAUUCCUCAUCACAUGGAUCUUUGGCUUCGUGCUAUACUUCCUGUUUUCGACACUUUCCUACAUCUUCAUCUUCGAUAAGAAGACAUUUAACCACCCCAAGUAUCUUAAGAACCAGGUACGGCUUGAGAUCAAACAGACCAUGAGGUCGAUGCCCAUCAUGUCGGCCCUGACCGUCCCCUUCUGGCUUCUCGACGUUCGUGGUCUCACCAAGCUAUACGACACUCCUGCCGACGGACCUGGUAUGUGGUACGAGAUCUUGCAGUACCCCUUUUUCAUCUUGUUCACCGACGCCUGCAUCUACUUGAUCCACCGUGGCCUACAUCACCCGUUGAUCUACAAGUACCUGCACAAGCCUCACCACAAGUGGAUCAUGCCUACUCCCUACGCUUCCUACGCUUUCCACCCCGUCGACGGCUGGUCGCAAUCGCUCCCGUACCACAUGUUCCCCUUGUUGUUCCCGUUGAACAAGUUUGCCUCUGUUGCCGCCUUCGUCUUCAUCAACUUCUGGACUAUCAUGAUCCACGACGGCGAGUACAUGGCCAACAGCCCCGUUAUCAAUGGUGCCGCCUGCCACACGAUGCAUCAUCUGUACUUCAACUACAACUAUGGCCAAUAUACCACCUUAUGGGAUAGGCUAGGCCAGAGCUACCGCAAGCCCGACCCCGACCUAUUCCAGAAGGAGAAGAAGAUGGGCGAGGCGCAAUGGAAAGCCCAGGUCAACGAGAUGGAAAAGAUCGUCAAGGAGGUCGAGGGCGAAGAUGACCGCAGCUACGACGCCGGAAAGGUCAAGAAGAAUAACUAGACACUUCGACUCUUGUCUAGAUGCGAUGCCUUGUUUUCGUCGAUGCGCAAGAACCAGUUGUCCAGAGAUAACUGGAAGGGACGCCUUGCCUUUUUGAUGUAAAAAGAACGAGCGUAAUGUUGUGCGAUACGGAGAUUUAAUUAGUGCUAGUGGCACAACAGAGUAUUGUAUAUAGUUGGCAGAAUGCUGGGCCUCUAAUAAUGUGACGGCGUUGGGGAUAUCCAGAAAAGAGGAUUCGGAAUGUAUUCUAUUCCGACUCAACUCGAAGCCGAGUUGCGAGCCUCGUAGAUGGAAAGAAGAGGCGACUCUUGUCCCGUCGUUACCUCGAUAAAAUAAUGGAUUGAUGGAUAUACUACAUACAUAUAUAAUGACCCAAAUAAACCUAAUGUUUUGUAUGACCGUUAUGGUGAGACUUCGAUGUAGCAUUGAAGGUUAUAUUCAUGAG
Molecule: messenger RNA, 1835 nt
Organism: Daldinia decipiens
Lineage: Eukaryota; Fungi; Ascomycota; Sordariomycetes; Xylariales; Hypoxylaceae
Exons: 3
Coding region: 353-1390 (345 amino acids)
Biological process (GO): lipid biosynthetic process
Molecular function (GO): oxidoreductase activity; iron ion binding
Source: RefSeq, a predicted model, not a curated record